This is a messenger RNA of Kluyveromyces lactis, 999 nucleotides long. It is a transcript of the gene NUC1, whose product is annotated as ribonuclease. The coding region runs from base 1 to 999 and encodes 332 amino acids. The transcript has a single exon. Gene Ontology annotation, biological process: apoptotic DNA fragmentation. Gene Ontology annotation, cellular component: mitochondrial inner membrane; nucleus. The record is from RefSeq and is a predicted model, not a curated record. Gene Ontology annotation, molecular function: nucleic acid binding; metal ion binding; RNA endonuclease activity. Lineage: Eukaryota; Fungi; Ascomycota; Saccharomycetes; Saccharomycetales; Saccharomycetaceae.
AUGAGCUUUUCAAGAAACGCUUUUAGUGCGUUAGUCGGUGUUGGUACCGUGUCGUACUUUUGGGGGAAAUCUAGUGCACUAUCUGGCGGAAACUCUGGUACCUCAUUCCCGGGAUCCACUGGUAGUAGCAAUAACAUUCCAUCAGAUCCCAGUUCCUCAAACCAAGCUGGUCGCGUCUCGUUAGUUGGAAGUAACGUUGAUCCUGGUGCAUUCUUCAAGUACGGAUUCCCUGGGCCAAUUCAUGAUCUGGAAACAAGACAAGAGUUCAUCUCGUGCUAUGAUAGGAGAACAAGGAACCCAUACUGGGUACUUGAGCACAUUACACCAGAAUCCUUAAAGACAAAGGGUGCUGAUAGGAAGAACUCUAUAUUCAAGGAAGACGAGCAGAUUCCAGAGAUGUUCCGCGGUCGACUAAAGGAUUAUUUCAGAUCCGGUUACGAUAGAGGACAUCAAGCCCCUGCGGCGAACGCGAAGUUCUCCCAACAGGCAAUGGACGAUACUUUCUAUUUGACUAAUAUGUGCCCUCAAGUGGGUGAAGGUUUCAAUAGAGAUUACUGGGCACAUUUGGAGUAUUUCUGCAGACAAUUAGUCGAUAAAUACAACAGUGUUCGAAUUAUGACAGGUCCCUUAUACUUGCCGAAGCGAGACCCCAAAGACGGUAAGUUCAAAGUCACAUACGAGAUGAUUGGAAAUCCACCUAACAUUGCAGUCCCAACGCAUUUUUUCAAGUUGGUCGUGGCUGAAAGACCUAAGCAGCUUGGAAAUGGUCGUGAUGAUGAGCUGCACGUUGCCGCAUUUGUCUUACCAAAUGCUCCUAUUUCGAACUCUACAACAUUAAUAGAGUUUGAAGUACCCGUCAAUGCAUUAGAAAGGAGUUCCGGCCUGCAGCUGUUGCAGAAUGUUCCAAAGGAGAAGAAGAAGGAGUUGUGUAAACAAGUGCGGUGCGAAAUAACUGUAAGAGAGUUUAAUAAUACUGUUUUAGCAUUGCCUGGGAAGUAA